Messenger RNA from Clunio marinus, 1955 nucleotides. NCBI's taxonomy places the organism in Eukaryota, Metazoa, Arthropoda, Insecta, Diptera, Chironomidae. The record is from the annotation of a GenBank genome assembly.
AGUCAACCGCUAUAUACAGCCAAUUGUCGGCGCGGCGUGAAGAUUCAUUAAAAUUUACGUUUCAUUUUUAAGCGGCCAUAAACACAAGAAGGAAAAUGACAGAUAUAGACGUAUUCAAAUUUAGUAACAUGAAAAUCUUUGAAUCAAUCCAAGAAAAUUUACCAGAUAACGCGAGGGAAAUUUGCGAUGUUUCCGAAGAUUUGCUUUUCUUAUGGAAUUACAAAGAAAGCAAUUUGUUAGUGACAAACUGGAGACUUGCACAAUCAAAAUCGAUUUCUAAAUUCCAAACGCUUGUACCAUUAUCGACACCAAACUUUGUGGUCUCUAAAGUGUUGGUUAGCUUUGGUGGAACUUUUGUUUGUAUUAGUGGACCACAAGGAGUUUCAAUAAUAGAAAUGCCAUUAAGAUGGGGUGCAGAUGGUUUAUAUCAAGAUGGAAAGUCACUUGUUAUUUGUCAAAUAUUUCAUCUGCAAGAGCAUUCGGCAAAUCAAUUGGAAGUGAUACAAACCCGUUGGCAUCCUAACUCUCCAACUGAUUCUCAUCUUCUCAUACUGCUGUCUGACAAUUCAAUUCGAGUAUUUGAUGAAGGAAUCUUAAAAAACCAUUGGCGUGUCGGUCCGAUUCCUUCUGGUGUAGCUGUUCAGAAGAAUCUUUCAUAUCUUCGUUGUUUAGGUGAUACAGCAGUUGAUUUUGAUAUUGCACCAGUUCGACUUAGAGAUGGGAAUAUUCAUGAGUACAAUGAAACUUUGGAUAAUAAUAUAGAGAGUAUAAAUAACACUCUAAAUUCCUUUUCACUGACCACGAAGACAAACAGCAAAUUGACAGAACAACAGAGGAAAGUUGAAUGGCCAAUUGUUGUCCUUCGUGGUAACGGAAUGGUUUUUGUUCUUAAUGCUGCACUCAACACUGAGAAGCCUCGUUUUCAGGGACCUUUAACAAUGAUUCCAUCGCAGAAGGAAAAUUAUGGCGAUGACUCUUGUUCAAUUCUAGUUAUUCCCACACUUCCACCGACAUUAGUGAUAGCUGAGAAUUCAGGAAUUUUACAUCAUCUACUAAUGAUUGAUACAGUAAAUGAAGAAUUACCAUUUGAUGGGACAAACACAAUCCUGAAGAAUGACUACGAUUUAUAUGUUUUGGAAACAAUUAAACUUGAACUUGGACUAUCGGACGAGAAGACUAAAGGAAUAUUUGUUGUUGUUAAAAGUGGUCAAGUUGUUAGUUUAAAUACGAUGAAGCUUGGCUAUUCAAUCAUCCCAGACACUUAUAACUUUACGUCAACAACUAAUGAGCCAAAAUUCGUUGAAAAGAAAAUUCCAUUCGAUCAAUACGUAAAAUUUUUACUAAAUUCUGGAGUUACACAACCGGUUUUGAAAUUAGAGAAAUCGAAUUCACCUUCACAUCAACAAAUUUUCGAGUUGUUAAUGAGUACAGCUCAGAUUAUUCGCGACAAUCAAUUUAAACGACAUGAUCAAGUGAGACAAGAGAUUACAAAAAGAGUUAAAAUUCUUGAAUUCACAAAGAAUCAACAAAGAGAGGACAUUACACAAUUACUUGAAAGUAAGGAAAUGAUUCAAGAGAAAGCGUAUAAACUUGCAGACAUGCAUGAAGAUAUAAUGGAACGACAACAAAAUCUUCAGAAAAGAGUUCAAGAUGUUUUACGUCUUGCAUCACUUUGUUUACCAUCAGGAAAUUCGUCGGAGAAAGAAUUUGUCGAGCAAAUUAAAAGAAUAAACAUUGAAACUAAUAAACUUCUUCAAGAUGUUAAACAAAUUAAAGCCAAACACGCAAUACAACGAAAGCAAUUUGAGCCUUGGGAUAAUGUAACUAAAAACUCAAUAAAAGCGUUACCACCUAAACAAGAAGAAACUAUUCAAGAAAUUCUCGUUGACAUGACAAAACAAAUAGCAAAGCUCACAAAAGAAGUUCAGAAAACCCAUUCAAUUGUUGACGCAUAA